Molecule: messenger RNA, 2082 nt
Organism: Actinia tenebrosa (Australian red waratah sea anemone)
Lineage: Eukaryota; Metazoa; Cnidaria; Anthozoa; Actiniaria; Actiniidae
Product: gluconokinase-like
Cellular component (GO): cytoplasm
Molecular function (GO): gluconokinase activity
Source: RefSeq, a predicted model, not a curated record
GAUCAAUAACUCACACAUAAAUAUACAAAGAAUAUAUUUAUAAAGCCGUGACGUGUUUUCUAGUUGCUUCUUAAGAAUUCUUAUUAUUCUUAUUGGUUGUUAURCCAAGGGCAUUGAUUGUUCUUGUCCUGACCAUCGGACAGUCAUCAGUCUAUCAGCAAUCAUGCAGAACGCCGUUAAAAAGAGGACUUCUCCAGGAAAUUGAGCAGAACUAAGUAAGAAAUUGUACAGCCUUGUUGUCACCCUUACACUUGCAAACUGAAAGGCAAGAAAUGGUGAUCGUUUUAAUUGCUGGAGUGUGUGGCUGUGGAAAAUCAUCUGUUGGAAAGGCAUUGGCUGAAAAGAUAGGUUGGCCAUUUGAAGAUGCUGACAGUUUUCAUUCUACGGCAAAUGUCAGUAAAAUGAAGCAAGGAAUUCCCCUGACUGAUGAGGACAGGCUUCCUUGGUUGAGGUCUUUACAUAAACUCAUUCUAAAAUGGCGUGCUAAUUCUGAAUCUGGGAUUCUUGCCUGCUCAGCUCUCAAGAAUUGUUAYAGACAAAUUAUUCUCCAUGGCAAAGGAUCAACUACAGUAUGCACAGAUGAAUCAAAUCAGGAUUACAUAAUUGUGUUCUUAGAAGGUUCUAAACGACUUAUACAAGAAAGAAUGGUACAACGUGACCAACACUUUAUGCCACUCUCUUUACUUGAUUCUCAGUUUGAGGUCUUUGAGCCUUCAGACAACUCAUCUUGCUCACUAAAUAUCAAUAUUGAAAAACCAGUAGCUGAGAUAGUACAUGAAAUUAUUGAAAGAAUUAAUGAAAUACCUCACAAUUGAGUGCAGCAGAAAGAAGAACUUAUUUUAAUGAAAGCAUUUCUUCAUUAAUACAAUGUACAAGAUGAAAAAUGACAAUCUGAGAUACAAAUUACCCUGAUGUUUGGCAUCACAUUUAGCCAACGAUUUGUUCAGAACCAGUGUUGUGCUUGUUUGGUCUGCUGACAACAUGCCAGGAAAGAAAAUUGAUGAAGAGUUUGCAAGAGACUGCAAUCCUGUCUCAUUCUGCAUUUAUACAUGUGAUUUGCAUUGUUCUCCCCAAUACUGAUUGUGCUUUAAYGUGUUGUUAGCAUUAUUUUUCAAUUCUAUUUAGAAAAAUAGUAACCUUAUUGUAGUAAAACAAUGGGGAAAAAGCAGGUUUUAUCCAACAAAGCAAAGACAAGAAAAGCAAGAUCUCCCUAGAUGAGUCGUUAUGGCUCUUGGAGUAAACAAUUAGAAAAUAUAUGGUAAAAUAAUGAAAAAGAAAAGAAAAGCUGUAAUCGGAAAUAAACCUGUGUACAGUACUUAUUUAUACAACACACAAAAAGGUAAACUAGCCUGUAUGGACAGGUAACAACCCCAACUAACCCAGGUUUUGUGUUCAGCUACACGCAAGCUAAGUUAUAUAAGCAAGUGUAAAUGCAUAAAUUUCACAAGUAUCAAAUAAUGUUUAUUUAUCAUCAGAAUAGAUAUGAAGUAACACAUUUUUAUUUUGAAGAAUGUAAUGGUGUAUUGCAUAUUUAAGGUUUAAGGCAAGAAAGAGUCUCUAUUCAAAAUAUGUACAAGCUCAAAGCACAGAAAAUAAACCUGUGAAAUAGCUAGAUAUUAUUGCUAUGUGCUUCAAGCAGAAUGAAUCAAGUUGUAAGAAGAUAUUGUUUGUCAACCUUCCUGUGUAUAGAAUAUCAAUUAUCAAAUAGAUUUUAACCUUUAUCUAAUAACAAUCUAUGUUAACAGGUUUGGAUAUGGUUUGCACUAGCAGUUCCACCAGACAACUGAAUUUUGCAAGAAUACAAUAGCACCAUUUUACAAGCAUUACUUACUACAGUAGUAAUUAAUUUUUUUCACAGAUCUAUUAUUUGCAGACUAACUCACGAAUAUGGUCAAUGUGACAGUAAACUACUAAACAGUUUGUGACAAAACCUAUAAACGAUAUGAUAGGAGAUGAUAGGAUAUAUUCAACAUGAAUAAUAAUAUGUCCAUUGGAUACGUUUUCUUGAUGUGCAAGCUGGCACAAUACCUAUGUUUUAGUAUUUUAUCUAUGACAAAAUAAAUGGAAUUACAUUUGUACAAA